Molecule: messenger RNA, 285 nt
Organism: Brenthis ino (lesser marbled fritillary)
Lineage: Eukaryota; Metazoa; Arthropoda; Insecta; Lepidoptera; Nymphalidae
Source: the annotation of a GenBank genome assembly
AUGGGCAUAUGGCCUUACCGUAGCGGAUUCAGAGGAGAGGUGUUGGGGGAGAGGGGUGGGGGUAGAGGGAUGGGGGGUUGGGUGGGGGAGAGAAGGGGAGGGGGAGGGGGAGGGGUUGGGGGGAGGGGGAGGAGAGGGGAGGAGGAGUGGAGGGAAGGGGGAGGGGAGUGGGGGGGAGGGGAGUGGAGGGAAGGGGGAGGGGGAGGGAGAGGAGAUGGGAGGGGGAGUGGAGGGAAAGGGGAGGGGGAUUGGAGGGAAGGGGGAGGGGGAGGGGGACUAAGGGGC